ACUAAUCAAAUAUAUAAUUGCAUCCCAUACCAUAAGCAAUACCCUACUCACAUCCACCAUGAGUACAACCCGCGACUCCUACGACGCCCGUCGCCAGCCCUACGACGGACCCGCCGACCCGCGCGACAAAUCCCAAGAAACCGGCCUCCUCACGCGCUGGGUCCCUGAAAAGCUCAAGCACGGCGGCUUCUACCGCUGGUUCCUGCGCUUCACGCGCGUCCUGCAAUUCCUAUCCUCCAUCAUUUCCCUCGGCGUCUUCUCCUCCCGCCUCUACAAAGUCUACCGCCUCGUCAACAGCAUCAGGACCCGGCGCGGCGUCAACGGCGCAUAUGGCGCCGUGGAGGGCAUACUCGCUGCUGCCGUGCUAUAUACGUUGAUCACGACGUUGCUCGGGUGCAUCAAGAAGAGUGCGAACCCGGGGGGUAAAGCGCUCAGGUGGAUAUGGGUGCUGAUGGACGUGCUGUUCGUUGGUGCGUUUAUCGCUGUCAGUGUGCUGACCAGGCCGAGCGGCGGGCUGGCGGGUGUUGCGAACUGCUAUAACCCUCAGCGAUUGAGCGGCAACAAUGGGGGUGAUAUCACGGGUGAAACGGCCAGUCAGGACGAUACUUGCAACCUGCCGUGGGGCACGUUCAUUCUGGCUAUCAUCAGCACAAUAUUGCAUGCUAUUACCGCGGCGUUCCAUGAGGUUAAGGAUCAGCGUAGGCAGAACAGACUGCACCGUGAGAAGGUUGUUCAGCGCCAGUAUGAGAAUGACACCAUGUAAACAUGCUUUGUGGUCAUAAUACGGACCGGAGAUAUCGGUGUAUAUUUGAAUGUACCCGUAAUGGAG
Messenger RNA from Paraphaeosphaeria sporulosa, 829 nucleotides. RefSeq lists its product as uncharacterized. Lineage: Eukaryota; Fungi; Ascomycota; Dothideomycetes; Pleosporales; Didymosphaeriaceae. The transcript is spliced from 2 exons. The coding region runs from base 59 to 763 and encodes 234 amino acids. The record is from RefSeq and is a predicted model, not a curated record.